AGACAUGUAAAGCUUCAUGAUUUUUCAACAAAGAAAAAGGGCCAAUUUUCCCCCUCCUUUUCUCUACAGCUUUUUAGGGCAAUCUAUCAGCCAAUAAACUGGGAUCUCAUCAAAGUUCUAUGUUAGCAGAGGUUCACUGCAUGGUGAUGAGGAUAAAUCUGGACUGCAAUGCUUGUUGCCGGAAAAUGAGAAGAAUUCUCCUUAGGAUGAAAGAAAUCGAGACGCAUUUGAUAGAAAAGCAACAGAAUAAGGUAACGGUGUGUGGAAGAUUCGUUCCGGCGGAUGUAGCCAUAAAGAUAAGGAAGAAGAUGAAGCGUAGAGUUGAGGUUCUGGAAAUUGAAGAACUCGCCAACCUUAAUGGCCGUGUAGAACAACAAAUGCCUCCUCUCUUAGCACAACCAGUUUAUUAGUUUUUCUUUUUUCCUUUUUCUUUUUAUUAAAUUAAAUUGCUGAGUUACUUACAACCAGAAGAACAAAUUUGAAGUUCUUAUUAAUGAUAGCAUUUUCAAGA
Salvia miltiorrhiza (redroot sage) is the source of this 511-nucleotide messenger RNA. RefSeq names its product heavy metal-associated isoprenylated plant protein 6. The transcript is spliced from 3 exons. NCBI's taxonomy places the organism in Eukaryota, Viridiplantae, Streptophyta, Magnoliopsida, Lamiales, Lamiaceae. Gene Ontology annotation, molecular function: metal ion binding. The record is from RefSeq and is a predicted model, not a curated record. Bases 120 to 410 code for a protein of 96 amino acids.